AUGUCAAGUAAAUCAUGUCAACUGGAUCCUAUACCAGCUUCUGGUUUUAAAAAGUGUGGUCAUCUAUUACUUCCUGUGAUAACAGACAUUGCUAAUCUUUCUCUGCAUCAUGCAUUGGUCCCACCCAGUUUGAAAAUGGCACUUCUGCUACCAUCUAUGAAGAAACCGUGUCUGGAUCAUGAAGAAUUCUCAAGCUUUCGACCAGUUUCCAAUUUGAAAUUUUUGUCAAAGGCUGUUGAAAAAGUUGUUGCGUCCCAAGUUGAUACUUAUAUUAGGGAUAAUAACUUGUAUGAAGUGUAUCAAUCAGCCUAUAAAAAGUAUCAUAGCACUGAAACUGCUUCAGUUAAAGUUCAAAAUGAUAUUCUCCUGGCAUUAGACAAUCGGUCAUCGGUAAUACUUUUGUUAUUGGAUUUGUCGGCUGCCUUUGACACGAUUGAUCAUCAAAUAUUACUUUCCCGAUUGGAAAAAAGGUUUGGUUUCAACGGUAAAGUCUUGGAAUGGUCUUCAUCAUAUCUAUCUGAUCGCAGAGAGUUUGUUAAGGUGGAAGGACAAACCUCAAAUAGUUAUGACUUGAAAUAUGGUGUUCCGCAGGG
Paramuricea clavata is the source of this 593-nucleotide messenger RNA. The record is from the annotation of a GenBank genome assembly. Lineage: Eukaryota; Metazoa; Cnidaria; Anthozoa; Malacalcyonacea; Plexauridae.